AUGGUGAAGAAGAAGACAAUAGCAGUGCCCGACGCCUGGGACGAUGAUUGGGAAACCCAAGCAGACAACGGUGCACCACUCAACCAGGAUCUCGAGCCUGAGAUCGAGCCGCCGCGGACCAAGGCAGAGCGAUUAGCGCAGCAUGUUGAAUCAAACCGAAAGCUGUGGGAGUCAGCUGCAAGCUCUGUUGCUAACGCGAGUUGCCCGCUCCCCAACAGAGACACGCGCGAGACCUUCCACUUUCUCGAGACAACAAACAACGUCCCCCUUACCUCAUCCUUCAAGUCGCAGGUCAAAGUCCUCAGUCGCAAACCCAUGAUCGCGAAGAGGGACCCCGCCACAGGCCUCUCUCAGAUGACCCUCGAGGACGACGGCGACGACAACACAAAGGAAGCCCAGCCUACGCCCGAGGAGAUCCGCGCGAAGCAGAAGCGGGAUCGCGAGGAAAAGCAACGACGGUACGAGGAGGCACGUGCAAAGAUCUUUGGCGAGUCGGCGCCCUCGUCGGGAAACUCCUCACCGGGUACGGUGACACCGCCGAGGUCGGAUGGACAACAGACUCCCCGCGCACGGGGCCGUGGCGGAUCUCGAGGCGGCUCUAAUAUUCACCAGAGAAACAAUGAUAACAGCCGGCAGUUUGAGGGCCGACGGCAGGUACAGCAGUCUAUGUCAUCCAGGGAGCUUUUCGACCCCAACUACGCAAGCAAACCAGACUCACCUCCAUCACAAGGGGGGAGCGGAAGUGGCGAGUAUUCAUCGAGGAUGUCUACGUCCAAGAAUGAGCAACAAGCUGCGAUUCGAUCACCAAGGGGACCGGACGGCAGCGGAAGAGGAGGUUUCGGCUUUGCUAGGCGCGGCGCCAAAGAAACUUGA
Molecule: messenger RNA, 873 nt
Organism: Clonostachys rhizophaga
Lineage: Eukaryota; Fungi; Ascomycota; Sordariomycetes; Hypocreales; Bionectriaceae
Source: the annotation of a GenBank genome assembly